Molecule: messenger RNA, 1506 nt
Organism: Mytilus trossulus (common blue mussel)
Lineage: Eukaryota; Metazoa; Mollusca; Bivalvia; Mytilida; Mytilidae
Product: ankyrin repeat domain-containing protein 17-like
Exons: 1
Coding region: 1-1506 (501 amino acids)
Molecular function (GO): protein binding
Source: RefSeq, a predicted model, not a curated record
AUGUUUAAACCCCUUUCAAGUGUAGAAAAAAGUGAUGGACAUAGCCGUACUCCUCUUAUAGUUGCCUGCAUCGAAGGUAAAACAGAUCUGGCAAAAACUCUAAUAAUGAAAGGUGCCGACAUUAAUAUCGCUGACAAUGACGGAAAUACACCAUUGUAUUGGUCCUGUGACGGUGGUUACAUCGAUCUAGUUAACUUAUUGUUAAAAAACGGUUCUGAAAAAGAUAAACAGAACAAUGAUAGAAUAACACCUCUAAUGCACGCUUGUGAUAAAGGAUAUAUAUCAAUAGUUAAACGUCUUAUCGAAAAGGGUGCUGACAUACACAUUACCGACAAGGAAGGAGACACUGCAAUUGCAUGGGCUUGUAACGGUGGUAAAAUUGAAAUUGUAAAUUUAUUGAUACGUCGCGGCUUAGAUAUACAUAAACCUAACAUUUAUGGACGUACACCCCUUUUGUGGGCAUGUGAACAAAGACAUUUGUCAGUAGUAAGGCAUCUUAUUAACAGAGGUGCUGAUAUUUAUAUUACCGACAAACAAGGAGAUACUCUUUUUUCGUGGUCAUGUUAUGGUGGUAACAUUGAUAUAGUAAACAUAUUGAUAGAUAAAGGUUGCAAUAUACAUAAACCUAACAAUUAUGGAAAAACACCUCUGAUGGACGCUUGUAGUAUAGGACAUCUGUCAAUAGUUAACCGUCUCCUAGAUAAGGGUGCUAACAUUAACAUUACCGACAAGACUGGAAACACACCAUUUUCUUGGGCCUGUUUUGGUGGUAACAUUCAUAUAGUACAUUUACUAAUAGAUAAAGGUUGCAAUAUACAUAAAUCUAACAAUUAUGGAAAAACACCUCUGAUGGACGCUUGUGAUAAAGGACAUCUGUCAAUAGUAAACUGUCUUAUAGAAAAGGGUGUUAACAUUAACAUUACCGACAUGAAAUAUAACACGCCGUUUUCCUGGGCCUGCGCUGGUGGUAACAUUGAUAUAGUAAAAUUACUAAUAGCUAAACAUUGUGAUAUACAUAAACCUAACAUUUAUGGUAAAACACCUCUGAUGGAAGCUUGUGAUAACGGACAUCUGUCAAUAGUGAACUGUCUCAUACAAAGAGAUGUGGAUAUCAACAAUACCGACAACGAGGGUAACUCGAUAUUUACCUGGUCGUGUUUUGGUGGUAGCAUUGAUAUAGUAAACAUAUUAAUAGAUAAAGGUUGUAAUAUAAAUAAACCUAACAUUUAUGGAAAAACACCUCUGAUGAAAGCUUGUGAUAACGGACAUCUGUCUAUAGUAAAGUUACUUAUUGAGAGAGCUGUUGACGUUAACAUCAUCGACAGGGACGGAAACACAGCAUUGGCUUUGGCUGCAUCAAAUGAUUACAAAGAUAUAGUUAACUUUCUCACAGAUAAUGCUCGUGGUAGACAUGAUGACUGUGAUACCGUAAACAUUACAUUACACGAAAACAAAGAUGAAAAAUUAUAUGAAAGAAUAGAGUUGAAGAAAGGUAUGUUGAACUAG